Molecule: messenger RNA, 4580 nt
Organism: Epinephelus moara (kelp grouper)
Lineage: Eukaryota; Metazoa; Chordata; Actinopteri; Perciformes; Serranidae
Gene: klhl27
Product: intracisternal A particle-promoted polypeptide
Exons: 10
Coding region: 141-1943 (600 amino acids)
Molecular function (GO): actin binding
Source: RefSeq, a predicted model, not a curated record
CAGAAAGCUGUGUUGACAGUCUGCAGGGCGACGGAAGUUGCCUGCAUCCUCAUCAGUAAACUUAUGGGUUUAUUAUAUGCUGAGACACACUAGAGAGGAGGGUUCAGCCUCCAUGUUAACACAGCCCAGCCCCAUCUGCUAUGUCCUCCACCUCCGUGUCGACUGGUUGUGGUGGUGGUGGUGAUGCUGCAGCUGCCAUGGCAACCCAGGCAUCCGAGCAGGCUCUGCUGGCCUCAGACCGCUACGCCAGGCUCAUCCUGGCCCAGAUGAACAAGAUGCGGCUCCGUACCGACUUCUGUGACGUGGGGCUGAAGGUCGGCAGCCGGGUCUUCAGGGUCCACCGACUGGUGCUUGCUGCUAGCAGCCCGUACUUCUCUGCUCUGUUCUCCGGGGGGAUGAGGGAGGCGGAUAAAGAGGAGGUGCAGAUCCUCGGGGUGGAGACUGAAGUCUUUGAGGUUUUGCUGGACUUCAUAUACACAGGCGUGAUCAGUGUGACAGUGGAGAACGUCCAGGAGCUGAUGGUGGCAGCAGACAUGCUGCAGCUGAACGAGGUGGUGUCUGUCUGUGGAGAGUUUCUCAAGGGCCACAUGGACCCGUCCAACUGUGUGGGCAUAUUUCAGUUCCUGGAGCAGAUUGCUUGCAUGGAAAUGCUGGAGUUCACUGAAAACUACAUCCACGUUCACUUUCUGGAGGUGUGUGUCACAGAUGAGUUCAGAGGCCUAGGGAAGGAUCAGCUUGUGAGGCUGCUGAGAAGUGAAGAGCUAAGAAUCGAGGAUGAGUACCAGGUAUUUACUGCAGCCAUGGACUGGGUUCUCCAAGAUGUGGCAAAGAGGAAAAAACAUGUCGUCGAGGUGUUGGAACCAGUCCGCUUCCCUCUGCUGUCCCCACAGAGACUGUUCAAGUACAUCGAGGGUAUUACAGACUUCAGCCUGCGGGUGGCACUGCAGACUCUGCUGAAGGAAUACACUGAAGUCACAAAGUCUCCCAAAGAAAAUAAGAUGUACAGUCAGCUACAGCCAGCCAAGAUGAGACCCAGACGAAAAGCCAGGAAAUACCUCUAUGCCAUAGGAGGCUACACUCGGCUGCAGGGCGGCCGCUGGAGUGACAGCCGGGCGUUGAGUUGUGUUGAGCGCUUCGACACCUUUAACCAGUACUGGACCACCGUGUCGUCCCUGCACCAGGCUCGCAGUGGGUUGGGGGUCGCGGUACUGGAGGGCAUGAUCUACGUGGUGGGAGGGGAGAAAGACUCGAUGAUUUUUGACUGCACUGAGAGAUACGACCCGGUAACCAAGCAGUGGGCUGCUGUGGCAUCUCUGAACUUUCCGCGCUGUGGAGUUGGCGUCUGCCCCUGCCACGGAGCUCUGUAUGCACUUGGUGGUUGGAUUGGCUCUGAGAUCGGGAAGACCAUGGAGCGAUACGACCCAGAGGAGAACAAGUGGGAGGUCAUUGGCAGCAUGGCAGUUCCUCGUUACUACUUUGGCUGCUGCGAGCUACAAGGAUUUAUCUAUGUAAUCGGAGGAAUCAGUGACGAAGGAAUGGAGCUGCGUUCAGCUGAGGUGUACGACCCCAUCUCCCGCCGAUGGAGCGCCCUGCCCGUCAUGGUCACACGUCGAGCCUAUGUGGGCGUCGCCUGCCUCAAUAACUGCAUUUACGCAGUGGGUGGCUGGAAUGAGGCGCUGGGUGCACUGGAGACAGUGGAGAAGUACUGUCCAGAAGAGGAGAAAUGGAUCGAGGUGGCCUCGAUGUCGACAGCUCGCGCAGGCGUGUCAGUGUCAGCAGUUAACGGGCUGCUGUACGCUGUCGGUGGCAGGGCCGCCAGCAGAGACUUCUCUGCCCCGGUGACGGUGGACUCUGUAGAGAUCUACGACCCUCACCUGGACACCUGGACUGAAGUGGGCAACAUGAUCACCAGCCGCUGUGACGGCGGACUGGCUGUGCUCUGAUCACCUGGAACAUCCAAACUGUGAACGUCCAUAUCACCCCAAACCUACAUGAACUGAAGAAAAGCUGCACCUUAUGAAACACAGAAAUGUGUUUCUGUCUCAAGUAGGCUUUCACAUGAUCAUGUGUUAUUUAUACAUCGAUAAGACAUGUUUUUCUUUUUUUUUGUCCAGAACAUUUGACAGUCCUUGAUCAUAUGACAGACUGAAACUGGAAAACUGCCAAAACUGGUUGUACUGUUACACGACUCAUCAUCAUGAAAUACUUUUACAAGAGUACCCGUGGAAACACUUUUCAAGACAAAGCGAUCCUUGUGAUGAGGAUAUUUUUCACAGCUGAGGAGUUCUAUUUUGGAUGGACCAGAGUUUUUUCUUCAAGUGUGAGAGUCCUAUAGGGAACACAGUGCGAACAGUCCUUGGACAAGAUGUGAAAGCACUUUUUAAAGUUUGUUUUCUUUUUUGUUAAAGGGACAGUUCACCGCAAAAUCAGAAAUACAUAUUUUUCCUUUUAACUGUGGUGCUAUUUAUCAGUCUAGAUUAAUUUGGUGUGAGUUGCUGUGUGUUGGAGAUAUCAGCCAAAGAGACGUCUGCCUUCUCUACAAUAUAACGGUACUAGAAGAGACUCGCUGGUUGGGAAAACUACAGCUGGUCAACAAAAACAAAUUGCAGUUAGCAAACUGUGAGGGUUAAAAAUUCCAGACAGAGAUGCAACAACUUCCAACAAACUUGUUUCAACAAAUAAGCUCAUUUUUAAGAUAUUUUUCGGGGCUGUUUUGCCUUUAUUUGAUAGGACAGAUACAGUUUGAAAGGGGGAGAGAAUGCGGGUAUGACACACAGCAAGGGGCCGUGCGUUGGAAUUGAGUCUGCGGCUGUUGCAGCAAGGACACAGCCUUUGACAUGGGAGACCUGCUCUACCAGGUGGGCUAGUGGGCGCCCCAUAAGCAUGUAUGAUUUUUGAGAAUUUAAUGUGUUAUUACUCAGUUUUUAAAAUGGCAUUACAUUUGGUGAACAGUGUAAUAUGACUUGUUCAGGACCCGUAGCUCCAACGUUUAGGACUUAGAGGGUUCCCACACAUUUUUAUGAACAAAAUUUGAAAACUUUUCCAUGUCUUUCAUUUUUUCUUGCCCUUCUUGCCUGGCACUUUUCAAACAUAUCAGAUUGAAACUAUAUUCAAACAUAAUUUGAGCUAGCUGGCAAACAUGGAGGGAGAGAUGGAACGCAGGGAGAAAACGAAACGUACGUGAUGGUAAAAAACAUGACACAUUGAUGCAUGUUUGAGCUGUGUAUGUCGACAGCUUCAGAAAAUAAAUUUGCUGUUAUGUUACAUUACAUGGAAGGUUAUCCAUGGAAGACUUUCCAUGACAAAAUUCCAUGACUUUCCCAAAACUUUUAAUGAUUUUUACUAAUUCCAUGACCUUUCUAGGCCUGGAAAUGUGAUUGUGAAAUUCCAUGACUUUUCCUGGUUUUCCAUGACUGUGGGAACCCUGGACUCGGGACUUGAGUGCAUAGAAUUGAGACUUGUGAAUUGCAAAACAAUGACUUGGUUCCAUCUCGUUCAUGAGUAGAUGCACGCUUCCUUCUGCGCAGUGAUAAGGCGUGAACAGUUUCAUGUAGGAACUGUUUUCUUUCUACCCAACUACACCCACCAACUGUAUCACUGCACAGAAGGAAGCGUGCAUCUACUCAUGGAAGAAAGGCUCUCACUCGUGACAGUGUGAGAUGGAAACAUUAAUGGCGUCCUCCUUGGUUGAGCUAUAAUGUUAGCUAGACCAGUGGUUCUAGGUGAGUAGAUGCACACUUCCUUCUGCUUUGUUAUAUGGCUGGCAAGUGUAGUUUGGUAGAAAGAAAGUAGUUCCUACAUGAAACUGCUCACAACAAAGUCUGUGGAUUAUCUUGAGUAACCAGCACCACAAGCUGAGUGACAUGUGGCUCCAUUAUAUUAGAGAGAAGGCAGACAUCUCUAUCGUCGAUAUUGCCAACAUUCGGCAACUCACACCAAAACAAUCUAGAUUGAUAAAUAGUACUAGGUAAGAGGAAGAAAUAUGUAUGUUUGAUUUUGGGGUGAACUGUCCCUUUAAAAAAAUGUAUGAGGUGAGUGCAUUGCUACUUGGAAGGUUUUUCAAACCACUUGAGCCUAUUUAAUAAUGGAACCCGAGUUCCAUAAUUCCUGUAAAUGAUUAUGAACUUGAACAACGCACCACUGUUGUCACACCAGUGCAGUUAUCGCUCAGUAAUUUUCACUGGAUUAUUUUUGUAUAUAUGAUACUGUAUAUAAUAGUGCCUCUUAGUCACGACUCACACUCUAAUCCAAGUGUUUUAUCAUUUCACUCAUCAGUGGCGCCUGACAUUACCAGAACGUACAUUUCAUUUACAUUUCAACUCUCUGAUGUUGAGACACACAAUGUAGUUAUUAUAAGACAAUGCACAAAUAUAGAAAUGUUUUUACCUUCUUUACAGUAAGUUGUCUUAUGUUUCCUGUUUUGAUGUUGGAGCUCGUCACAUCUGCAGCUGAGUGGAGCCAAUGCACAGUAACAGUGCUUCCUGCUAACCCUUUACAAACAGCAGAAUAUUAAUGUUACACAACGGUGAUAACAUCUUUUACUGGUUGCUUUUUCAGAUUUAAUAAACUCAUAAAGGAGU